This is a messenger RNA of Calidris pugnax (ruff), 411 nucleotides long. RefSeq names its product EF-hand calcium binding domain 11 (gene EFCAB11). The transcript is spliced from 5 exons. The record is from RefSeq and is a predicted model, not a curated record. The coding region runs from base 1 to 411 and encodes 136 amino acids. Gene Ontology annotation, molecular function: calcium ion binding. Lineage: Eukaryota; Metazoa; Chordata; Aves; Charadriiformes; Scolopacidae.
AUGGAGUGGGAGGAAAACAGGUUUUUGAAGCAUGAUAAAGAUAACAAAGGCUAUUUAGGCAGAGAGGGCUUUAAAGUUGCUAUAGCAAUGUUGUUUGGUUAUAAACCCUCAAAGACUGGGAUGAGCAAAAGGUUGCAUUAUAUUUCACACGUGUACAAGUUGUAUGAAAUAAGUGACGUGCUGAGCUUGUUGCUGAUAAUUAUUGGUUUUUAUUUGAAAAAUAGAGGAUUUUUGACGUUUGAAGACUUCAAGAAAGCCUUCAAUUCUGUUUCUGCUAAGUUAUCUGAAAGAAUCAUAGUUCAAGCCUUCAGAGAAGUCGAUCAGGAUUCUGAUGGCCACAUCAGCUUCAAAGGGUUUGAAUCUGCAAUGAAGUAUGGACAAGAUGAAGUAUCACCAGUGUACUUUGCCUGA